CCGAUGUUCCAUCGGCACAUUCCCAGGGUCCGAUUUCGUGCCUGCUCUGACGUUGCUUUUUCAUGCUUCAGUUCUUCAUAAUGCGCUGUAACCACGCGAGUUUUUCGUGUCAAAGCCUCCUGCUCCAUGGUGUUGUGUGACUUGCAAAACUUGUUCUGAUUAGGUCUGGUCUCUGCUUCCGUGAGUUGGUGCUUGAUUCUGAGGUUCCAUCGUUUCAUGCAGUUUCAGGAAUCGGUGUCUUUUCCAAAUCGGUUCUGGUCGAUGUUUUUGGCUCCUUUGCGCAAGUGUCCAGGCCCCGUGUUUCCGGAGAGUUUUCUAAUGUAAAACGAUUGUUACAACUGAGUUCACUCGCUGUGCCUGCUGUUCGUGCUUGACGGAGUCUGUGAGCUGCAAAUUGUUAUUUCUGGCUCGUUUAUACUUCCAAAAUUGAUGGCUGAGAGUAGAAACCUUGGUGACGACUUAGUAGCUGCUAGAUCUGUCUCAAAUUGAGUUUUCACGAGAGAAUAUUUUUGGUUGUUGGGAUCGUGUUCUUUAGUCUGUUGCUCCACCUGUUCUCAAUCUGUCGUAGUACAAAUGACCUCGGCAAAUUAACGCUCGGAUUCCGAUCUGUUUGACGUCACCACGUUUGUUACGUUCGAUGCAACAGUAUUUGGAAUGGCUUGGCAUUUGCAAUAAGGUUUAUCAUACGCCACAUACAGAUUCUCCCUGCGCUUUCGUUAUUACGUGGUAGGGUUUUGAGUGUGUGGAAACUUGGCAAUUGUCACGAGCAAAGCAGGAGAGGACAUCAUGGUUUGCUGGUACGGAACAUCGCAUUCAUCGAGUGCACAUCUCCUGCUGUUUAAGGGUCGGAAGUCUGUUGAGAUCCCACCUCAACCAAGAAUCAGCAGCAGACCAGCAUUCAAGAGUUUCCCGAUUCCUGACAUCUGCAUUUUCGAGUAGGAAAACCCUCUUGGUGGCUUGUAAACGGACGGCAAGAAAUUGGUUCGUUAGCAUUGAGUGAGUGAAAUAUCUCAUGUGUACUACAACAGAUCCAAGAAGGGUUACGUAUCUUCUAUUCUAGUGAAAUGGGAACCUUUGGAUCCCCUCAUUAUUCUCUUAGCUUCUUCAUCGAUUUCCAUCCCCAACUGCCAGCGUCUAAUGAUGGGAUUCGUCCAGAAGCAAUAUCUUUGGUGGAUGCUUGGAAGGGUCUUGGACUUACAUAUUUUCUGCUCAAAGGACUGAAAAAGACAAGCAAGACCUUCAAGCUGAUGAACGGUUCUGAUGAAGGAAACUCAAAGAAGUAUAAUCCGGGUGCGAACACGGGUGAUCGUAUCUCUAGUCGUUGCCUCACAUUGAAGAACCCAGGUAGUGCUCGUCCUCCACCAAGAAAAUGCAAUGCUGACUAUGGUUUAGGAAAGAUAUCUCGAAAUAAAGGCAAAGUGACAAAUCAUACAAAAGCUUGCAAAAGCGAUGCUGUCGGAGUUCAUAGAGAACAAUUAAGCACUCUUGCGGAUGCUGUAGAAGAAUUCUCAGAAAGUGGUCUGCGCGAGGCUACAACCAGGUCCGCUGCAGAGCUGAAGUUCUUAACCGGGAAGUCCAUCAGAGGAAUCGGUUUAGGUGUUGAAGGUGUGAUGACCACCAUAACGGGGCUAUCGCAACAAGUACAGUACAAAAAUGAGAUGAAAGAAAUUAUUACUGUGGUCAAAACAGCCGAUCGAGUACUGCAGGGUGUGAAAGCAGCCAAUGGAGUCCUUCAGACUUUUAGUUCUCCACUGGAUAACUUGCUCGCCCUUGGAGCAGGAGGGAAUGGAGUGAUUCUUGGGAUGAAUACAGUCAAAAUUGUUCUGAAAGGGGUGAAAAUCUCUAAAGGUCUCACUACAGUAACGAAGCUGUGCAACAACAAGCAGACUGGGGCGAUUGGGGUAGGUGCGGAAAUGGUCAUUAAGGCUGAUCAGAAUAUACUUGGGCAGCGUUUUAAGGUGAUUAUGAAGGGCUUGAAAGCUUCAGAAGGGGCUGCCAAUGUAGUUAGCAUCUCCAAAGAAGUUGGCAAAACUCUAGGUAUGUUAGACAAGGCAGAACUAUUAUCCUGGAAUUUAAUCAUGAAAGGGUUUAAGUUCACCAAGAGUGCGAUCCGAGCCUUGGAACCAGUUGGGUGCUUUCAUUGGGGCAUGAUGAGUGCCCUAGGGAAGGGUAUACUCGAAAUGAAGGCAGCUGUGGAAGGCGUUGGUGUCGUUGUGAAAGCUGUGGUUCUCUCUCAGGAGCUCUACAUGGUAAUACUAAAAGGUGUUGGAUUUACAAAAGGUGCUAUGACAGCCUUCAACGAGUGCAAGCGGAGGUCAUUGCUUGGCAAACGUUUUUCGAAACAACCACCUGAAGUGAGUAACAGCGGUUCGGAGGAGGGUUAUUCUCAAAGGAGCGAGGUUAGCUUCAAGAGUUUGCGUUGUGGUCAGCUGGCUAUGUCUUCCGUAAAUUGGUCUUCAAUAGAGCCCCAGAGGAAAUAUUUUAUGAGCAACGACCUGGAGCUUUUAGGGCAUUUCUGCUGUGCUAAGGAUGUUUCUUUGUACAUGACACCUGAGUCAUUACAGGAUGCCGACGGUACACAUUUUCUCCUGCCGACCAUUUUGACACUUGCCAGUUGUUUCGACCUCGAACCAUAAUUGGAUUUUUCUUCUCUACCAGGCUCUUCUCUACGUUCCGAAUGGUAGUAUGUUAAUUAUACUCAUCCCGUAGCGGAACCUCGUGAGAAAAUUCUUAGAAGUGCUUGUGCAAGGUGAGAACAUUUUUUCGAUAGACCCUUGCUCAUGACUUAUUGUGGACUUAGGGCUUUCAUAGCCAGAACUGUAUAUACUCAAGAAGUAAAAACCAUUCUUUCUCUCACAAGUGAGUCAAUACAACAAUAUUGACGUAACAUGUUGAA
Messenger RNA from Physcomitrium patens, 2896 nucleotides. RefSeq lists its product as uncharacterized. Lineage: Eukaryota; Viridiplantae; Streptophyta; Bryopsida; Funariales; Funariaceae. The record is from RefSeq and is a predicted model, not a curated record.